AUGGUUGAUGCAAGAAAGAAUUAUGAUAACAGUUUAGAUGAGGAGGAGGGUAAUAUGAUGAUGCUGAAGAAUUAUUACUAGUAUUAAAGUGAUCACCGCUAACAACAAAGACAAUAAUUAGAUAAAUAAAUAGGUCAUUUAGUAAAGUAAGUAGACUAAGGAUCACAUAAGCUACUCAAGAGUUACAAGGCAGAGACAGCUAGAGAAGAUAGAUUAAUAGAGCCAUUGAGAGUAGAUAUGCAGUAAGUGCUGUAAAAAGGAGUUGUGAAUACUCUGGAUCGAAGAGGGCCUUAUAAGAAUAAAGAUGAAAAGAUCAAGAGAUGUAACUCUUUCAUUUAGACACUCCAAAAUAAUUAAGCCUAUUUCAACUACAAAAGAGGACAGUUGAUUCUCCCAGGUAAAACCAAUCUUACUAAACAGUAAAAUGCCUAGGACAAAUACGAGACUAUAAAGAAAAUAGUAAUGGAGAAGAUCAAUCAGCAUACAAUAGCUUAGCAGCCAGUGCCCCCAAAAAUAAAUCUUAAUUUCUAUCAAAAGAAUCAAGCUUUACAUAAUAAGAAUAGCAAUAAUCAGUCAAACCCCAACUUAGAUCACAAGCCAUUAGUUCCUAUUCCGCAUCACAAUGACUCGGAUGAUGAUGAAAAUGAAGACCAAUUGGCUUAGCAUGUCGUAAAUCCCCUUUCCCCAGCAGUCCUACUGGCAGAAGACCGUGAAUUGCAGUAAAUGAAAAAGCAAAUGGCUACAUUAUCCCUCAAGAAUCGUUAGUUUUACAAACAAGUUAACAUGGACCAGCACAACUCUCAGAAGAAAAAACUUAACCAAAUGAAGAGAGACUUGGUACGUUUGGACAAGCAGCAUCUCAAGGACUAGUUGUCUACUAUAAGAAGAGUGCAUACCCAGUGCAUUCAGUUCAAGAGAAAUAAGGAGUUGCAGAUGUUUAUGCAGAGUACUUUUAAGAAUGAAGAGGGCGGGGCAUAGUCUCAAGAGGAAAAAGAACAGAAGCAGGUACAGGAGAAUAUGAAGAAAGUUUUUGAAGAAGCUAAGGAGCUGCUAGAUAAGCAACUUAGGGAAGAGUAAAAGAAGAGGUAGAAAUAAAAUCUGACAGCGUAGCAGCAGCAACUAAAUCAGACUCAGCAAAAUCGAUCGUAACUUAGGCCUUAAUCAGCUAUGAUGCAAAGGAACAAGUCAAUGAUUAUUUAGCAGAGAGAAAUGGGUGUGAGUUAAAUUGGAGGAGGCCAGACUCACAGAGUAAUGCAAAGUUCAUUGGUUAACAAGAAAAACAAGAGAGCUGAGUAGACACUUAAGCAGGUGCUAGUGAUGACUGGAGACCUUAUUGAACUUUAAAAGGCUAAGGAACUAGACUAUGAGAAGUUUGUCAAUCAAAGUUACUCAAAGAAUGAUGUUAUCAGAAGUAAGCCUAAUGAAAGUCUGUAUAAAAUCAAAAGACCUACAACCAGUCAGCCUAAAUUAAAGAAAGACUAUGGGAUAUAAUUCGUUGCUCCCUCUUAAAUGUAAAAAUACAAUAAAGAUCAGAUGUUCAAUGAGCUGAGUGACAAUGCCAAAGUCACAGUUUAAAAUGUAGAGCAGGUCAUCGAGUAUGCCAAGCCCAAGUAUGGCUUUACUAAAUAUCAGACUGACAGCAGUAACCGAGAUCAAACUACUGCUAGCACCAACUAUGGGGGCUUGUAUGAGAGUGUUACUGAAAAGAAGACGUAGACACAAACAAUCAGAGAGUCACUGGUGGUAUCUCCAAGGAAGUUUCACCAGGAUUAAGCUGUAAAGCAAAUUCAAAUGAUGAUGCAGUAGCAGCAAUAGCCAUCUCCAUCUCCUAAUAAAUCAAUUGCCAAGACUGAGCAGCUAUCCUCUUCCAAGAAAAGACCUUAGACCGCCAGAGUGGACUCCUUCUUUGAACACUCAAAGAACAGCAGAACUCUAAUUAGGAAUAGAUCCUCAAGAGGACACUUCUAAUAGGUGCCUUUGAUUUAAACUCUUCAGAGGCCUUAGUCUACUUACCUAUCUAGGAGAAACCCAGUGGAUGCAAAUAUUAACAUGAGUCCGGGAGUGUGCACUGGAACAGGUGUAGAGGGCCCAGAUGAAGAUUUCAUGAAACCUCAAAUGAUGAUGCAGAGUCAGAGUGUUGGAAAUAUCAGUCUCCAUUAAUUGUAAACCCAGCACAGAGUUAAGAUAAUGGACACAUCUUAGAAUCAGAAAUCAUAGAUUUCAAAAAUGGCGACUUAGGCAGUUUAAAUGAAAGGCUAUGAAAAGUUUGAUGAUGAAUUUGAUACCAGAUAUCUAGAUCCAACACCUUAAGUAAAUUUAGUAAAAGUAGACAAAGAUUUUAAGACUUUGAUGCAAACUUUGUCUUAGUCUAAGUUUACUCAUACCUAGCGAAUGACCAAGACCAUCUUAAGUAAUUUACAUGAAAUUGAAAAGCAAAACAAGAAGCAAAUAGAAGCCAAGCAAAAGUAUGAAGAGUGGAAAAAAGCCAGAGGUGUUUUAAAUUAAACAGCCAAGUGA
Molecule: messenger RNA, 2517 nt
Organism: Stylonychia lemnae
Lineage: Eukaryota; Ciliophora; Spirotrichea; Sporadotrichida; Oxytrichidae
Source: the annotation of a GenBank genome assembly